AUUGCAAUUAUAUUUUCACAAGAUGUCUACGAGCGUUCCUUUGAUUGUGAGAUUACUCGCUUCAUCAGUAUCUGUGGCUGGGCGAGCGGGAAAAAUUGUUAGAGAUGUGAUGAGCAAAGGUGAACUUGGUAUAGUUGAAAAGGGCAAAAAUGAUUAUCAAACGGAAGCAGAUAGAUCAGCGCAAAGAUGCAUUAUUGCUUCACUGUCAUCACAAUAUCCCAAAUUGAAUAUUAUUGGUGAAGAGGAUAGUCCUAGCGUUGAGGGCGAAAUCCCCAGUGACUGGAUUGUAGUAGAAACAGACAGUGAUGUACUGAAACUGGAAUGUCCUUCAAAUCUGUUGGGAGUCAAAGAGGAGAAUGUAGUUGUAUGGGUCGACCCAUUGGAUGGAACCGCAGAAUACACUCAGGGUGCCCUAAUGUUGAAGAGAGAUCCAUGGGAAAGAUGGAAAAUGUACUUGUCACAUCCAUUUAUAAGUAUGAAGUGGUAUUUAAGCUUACUGCAAUCAAACUAUGGGUUCCUUGAACACGUGACAGUGUUAAUUGGCAUAUCAGUCAAUGAGAAACCUGUAGCUGGAGUAAUUCACCAGCCUUACUUUAAAACUAUGAAUGGGGAAGAGAAACGUAUGGGUAGGACUAUAUGGGGACUGCAGGGAGCGGGGGUAGGCGGUUUUACGCCUGCCCCGCCGCCAACGUCUCUGAUAAUUACUACUACAAGAAGCCAUUCUAAUCCUAUUGUAGAGAAAGCUCUGCAGGUUAUGAACGCAAGUCAGAUUUUAAGAGUUGGAGGUGCUGGAUAUAAGGUACUACAACUUCUAGAAGGAGUAGCGUCAAUAUACGUAUUUGCAAGUCCCGGCUGCAAGAAGUGGGACACAUGUGCUCCCGAGGCGAUUCUAACCGCGACAGGAGGCAAACUCACCGACGUCGUCGGCAACGGGUAUAAAUACGGUGCUGACGAACCCCGACCGAAUAAAACAGGAGUUCUAGCUGCUGUCAAUGAGGACUUACACAAUUAUGCGCUCAGUAGAAUACCGCAAGAAUUGAAGGAUAAAUUAGCUAAUAAACUUUAAUUUCUAUUUAUUGUACAAUGUGUAAAUAUUGUUUGGUAAAAUCGUGAAAUAUCAUUUUGCGCAACAUUAAUUACUUGAAUUAUUUUUAAGAUAAAAAUAGAAUCGUAGCAAAGGGGUUUUUUUUUCAAUAGUAUUAUACCCCCAAAAGCUUAAUAUUACUGCUUACCCAAUAU
Molecule: messenger RNA, 1239 nt
Organism: Hyposmocoma kahamanoa
Lineage: Eukaryota; Metazoa; Arthropoda; Insecta; Lepidoptera; Cosmopterigidae
Product: 3'(2'),5'-bisphosphate nucleotidase 1
Exons: 6
Coding region: 23-1066 (347 amino acids)
Biological process (GO): phosphatidylinositol phosphate biosynthetic process
Molecular function (GO): 3'(2'),5'-bisphosphate nucleotidase activity
Source: RefSeq, a predicted model, not a curated record